Eurytemora carolleeae is the source of this 953-nucleotide messenger RNA. RefSeq lists its product as uncharacterized. The transcript is spliced from 5 exons. Bases 7 to 756 code for a protein of 249 amino acids. Gene Ontology annotation, molecular function: nucleic acid binding. The record is from RefSeq and is a predicted model, not a curated record. Lineage: Eukaryota; Metazoa; Arthropoda; Copepoda; Calanoida; Temoridae.
AUCAGAAUGGGUGUUCUCCCAAAACCACGUAAAGUUGUUAUUCCCUCGGGAGCCUCAAGCUCGGAACGAUCCUCGGCGGUUCAGACGGAUGAUGAAUCAGGGCGGAGUACUCCCGUGGUGGUGGGGCCACCACUACGUGUGCCCCCCCUUUGUCCAGCCAUGCUAGCCCGUAGUGUCGGAUACAGGCUGAAAAUGAAGAAGGGUAGACGUAGCAAACAAAGGUUUGAGAAUGAGAGAAUGUUGAUGACUAUGUUUGGUAUUGAUGGUCUUGAGUGUGAACCAACUCUAGAUGUAAACAGAGAGUACACCUCUUACUUUUCCGACCUCUUGGAGUCAGAAAACUCCAACAUUCUUGAGGAGUUCCUGAACAACGAGGAGAGCAAGUACUUCAACAUACCGGAGGAGGAAGAGGAGGAAAGGAAGAAUGAGGAAGAACUUCAAGCGGAAGAAGCGUUCCUUAGAAUUGGCGCCAAACUGAGGUGCGCGCUCAAGAAAAAUGUUCCGCUGGGAAUGCUCCGCGGCAUUGAGGAAACCUUAAACCAGAACUUUUCUGAGAACCCUACAGCUGAGUUUAUCUGUGAGAUGUCAAGUUUUGAGAGACUCCUAGUUCAUGCUCUCUCAGCAUACAACUCUCUCAACUCAUACAGUUACUGCCGGGAUGGUCGAAGAAUUGUCAAGGUUGAAAAUCCUCGAAAAGUUUUCCUCCCAAAGGAUCCAACUCUGACGGAUUAUCUUGCCAUCAGAAAUCAUGCCUAGCAUCAUCAAUAGUUCGAACUAAAUAAUUCCAAGAUAUAAAUAUAGAUUAAACUUGGCAGUUUCUUCUCUCUAAUUUCCAAUAUGGAAUUAUAUGUAAGCCUUAACGUUCCUCCAGUAAUGGUACAUGCUACUAAUCUAACGAAUUCGCAAUUAUAACUGCAAAUAAUAACAAAUAAACUUCCAAAGGUUUUGUUUGA